AUGACAGCUCUGCGGAACCCGAAUGAAACAAGCAUUGCAUCGAGAAGGCGAGUGGAGAAAAUCAUCCACGACUUCUACUCUGAUCUCUUCGACAGCCAUGUCCACUUGCCUCCUCACCAUCUCAGGGAAGACGGACAUGUCAUUCCAGAGUUUCUUUCGUCCGAAGUACGAAAUGCUAUCAUGUGGGUCAGAAAUCGUACGGCACCCGGUCCCGACAGAAUAAGACCAGAACGCCUGAAGAAUCUUCCGCUAGUACUCAUCAACACCCUGGUGAUGCUCUUUACACGUUACCUAUCGGAAUGCAAGGUUCCUAAACAGUGGAAGAACAGCAUUACCGUGUUGUUGGAUAAAAAGAAAGACGCACAUGACAUCGGCAACUAUCGCCCAAUCUGCUUACUGUCCUUCAUCUACAAGCUCAUUACAAGAGUGAUCCUUAAUAGGAUUGAAAAAGUCUUGGAUGAAGGACAGCCAUGCGAGCAAGCAGGGUUUCGAAAAUGA
Molecule: messenger RNA, 498 nt
Organism: Necator americanus (New World hookworm)
Lineage: Eukaryota; Metazoa; Nematoda; Chromadorea; Rhabditida; Ancylostomatidae
Exons: 1
Coding region: 1-498 (165 amino acids)
Source: RefSeq, a predicted model, not a curated record